AUGCUAUGUGUACAAGGUAAAGGCUGGUGGGCUGGUCUGUACCAAGCACGGCAAAGAUGCCUCCUUGGACCAAUAUUGGAAGGCCCUACAGCCCAUGCUGGAGCAGCUGCUGCAGUCACAUCCCGAACAAGGCAUCGCACUAGUAACCAGGCUCAUGGUGGAGGCUCUCAAGUCCGUUUGGAACAUAGUACAGGAACUCCUCCUAGAGCAGCUGCUACGGAAGUCGACUCUCCUGUCGAUCAUCGUAAACGUCUAGGGCUCCGACAACACAUCGACUGUUGUGAUCGGUGUGAUCGGCUCCGCCACCCAUUGGGAUGUCUACAGUCGAGUCCUGUUGUAUCUGAGGGUUACCUGUUCGGCAUUGGCUGGAGUCUAUACUAG
Perkinsus marinus ATCC 50983 is the source of this 381-nucleotide messenger RNA. RefSeq lists its product as hypothetical. The record is from RefSeq and is a predicted model, not a curated record. Lineage: Eukaryota; Perkinsozoa; Perkinsida; Perkinsidae. The transcript has a single exon. Bases 1 to 381 code for a protein of 126 amino acids.